Molecule: messenger RNA, 1269 nt
Organism: Aspergillus welwitschiae
Lineage: Eukaryota; Fungi; Ascomycota; Eurotiomycetes; Eurotiales; Aspergillaceae
Product: CAP domain-containing protein
Exons: 3
Coding region: 143-1159 (338 amino acids)
Cellular component (GO): extracellular region
Source: RefSeq, a predicted model, not a curated record
AUCUGCCAUACACUGUUUCGUGCCUGUUGAUCUCUUGGCCGCAUAACUUCCCGGAGAAGUCGAUCUCAAUCGGACACAGUUGAACUGUAGUAAAUCAUCUCUUGACUCUUGGCAAAGACAAACCAACAACCCUCAUUCAAUCAUGCGCUACUCUCUCGCUCUGGGUGCCCUUUGCGCCGCUGGUGCCUUGGCCAACAAUGUUGACAAGCGUUCCUAUGUGACCGACUGGACCAUCGUCACCAUGACCACCACCAUCACCGAGUACCCUACUCCCACGGUCUAUGAGAACGUCGCCGCACAAGAGGCCUCUGCUGCUGCUUCUUCCUCCAGCGCCGCUGCCGUUGCCGCUGCUGCCGAGUCCUCCAGCUCUGCCGCUGCUGCUGCUGCCGCCUCUGCCUCUGCUGAGGCCUCUUCCUCCGCCGCUGCCGCUGCCGCCGCCGCUGCUGCUGAGGCCAGCACUUCGUCUGUUGUCACUCCUGUUGUGGAGACCACCGCCGCUGCGACCACUGCUGCUGCUGCGACCACUGCCGCUGCUGAGGAGGUUGCUACUUCCUGGACCUCCGCCUGGACUUCCGCUUGGACUUCGUCCUGGUCUUCGGCUGCUGCGCCGACCACCACCCUUGCGACCUCAACCUCGUCCAGCGCUAGCUCGACCGCCACCAACGCUUACCAGUCCGCGGUUCUGUACAACCACAACGUCCACCGUAGCAACCACUCCGCUAGCUCCCUUGAGUGGUCUUCGGACUUGGAGUCGAGCGCCUACACCCUGGCCGCCAAGUGUGUCUAUGAGCACGACACUUCCAUUGACGGCGGUGGCUACGGUCAGAACAUUGGAUAUGGUGUUGAGUCUUCCGAAAUUGGCGUUAUGAUCACCAACCUCAUGUACAACGACGAGAUGGGCUACUACACCGACCUGUACGGCGAGGCCGACCCCGACAUGACCUACUUCGACAACUGGGGUCACUUCUCCCAGAUUGUCUGGGCCGCCACCACUCACGUUGGUUGCGCUACCGUCACCUGCGACAGCCUGGGUAACGUCGAUGCCUCCGAAGCCCUGCCCUUCACUGUUUGCAACUACAGCCCUGCCGGAAACUAUGAGGGAGAAUAUGGCACCAACGUCAAGCGCCCUCUCGGCCAAGCUGUUUACGUUGCGUCAUAGAUGGCGAGAGAUGAUUUCGCGUGACUGUGCCUAGGGACCGUCGCUCUUGCACCAUGCCAAGGAAUAGUCGGUUUCCCUGCACCCGACGGGUAAAACGGUCAGCUUUGCCA